UGCAACAUUUAUUCGGGACACGUACCUGACAGCGGACUGUCCUGAAGCCCGUAGGAAUCUCGCGCUCUUUUAGAGUGUGAGAGGGUAGCGCGCGCGGCACGGACCGCAGUGGAUUAUAGAGGGGAUUCCCGGCGCGCUAGUACUAAACGCGGGGCAAGAGCUGCCAAUCAUUCUACAACGCCCCAAGAAAACACCUGAGUAGGUGGAGCAUGGCCAGUGGGAGUGGCUGGUGUUACUAUGCCUGAAGGCACGUUGCAAUGGUGUCCAUGGAGACAGAUGGCAGCUUUACUGAGGGUCAUGGUCUGUCCCUCUUACAGGCAGAAGAUAGCGUAGGGGCUGGACUCACACAGCAGGAGGGGACAUGGCUUGGUUUCCGCGUUACAGUGAGUGCUGUACUGCUGUUGGAGCUCCUAUUGGGAGUGGGCGGCAACCUGACAGUGUUGAUAUUAUACUGUGGUCACUGCAGCCUGUUGGAGUCCGUCAGUCAUGCGGUCACACUCAGUCUGCACACUCUUGACCUGCUACUCUGUCUCCUUUGCCUGCCAAUCACUGCCACUCUCCUCAUAUUGGGCGGAGCCUCUGUUCCUCACCAUGCCCUGCUCUGCUGCCUUCAUGAAUCAGCAGCCAGCUUUGCAAGCGUGGGAACUGCACUCAACCUGUUGCUUAUCAGCUUAGACCGCUAUGACAUCAGUGUCCGGCCAGCUAAUCGUUUGCUGACACCUCGAAGGGCAACCAUUUUACUUGUCGGCGUGUGGGUGGUUUCUUUAGCUGUGCCAAUCCUACCAUUUGUGGAGGCAGGGUUUUUUUUGGGUCAAGGUGAGGGAAUGUUCGUGCACUCCAAUAUCACUGUGUUUUGUUCGGAGUGGGGAGGAACUCUACAGGCCCAUCUCUUAUUACAAGUACCAGUAUUCCUGUGCUCUCUAGCUGUGAUGCUGUUUACAUACUCCCGUAUUCUUCAGGCACUGCGCAUUCGUAUUGGACGCACACCAAGGCCCCAUCGAGACAACAAGCGGCCUGCCCAUCGCCUCUGGUUACGUCGCAAAUGGUCAACAAGAUCGCCUGAUCACACAACGAGAAACACACCCAUCUCCCCCCCACCACUCUCUACUGAACCGCUUAUCACCUCAGAUACGGUUACUACGGUAACCAUCAACACUGAGACAAACACCACCCCACUUAGCCCCACGCCUACAGUCUCUGUGAUAACCACACCUUUGAGUCCCACAGAAUCUAUGUCUAUUCUAACUAGUCCCCACAUCCCUACUCCUGCCACACCAUCAGUGUGCGUGAAAACAACUUUGAGUCCCAUGCCCACUGUGUCGACUGUAACCACACAAGUGAGUCCUGCCAUAGUCCAUGGUCCACCUAGUAUGGGUGUGGGUGCCUCGGUAUCAGCCAUCUUGGCUCUACGUCGAGCAGUUCGCCGCCAUAGAGAUCGGAGAGAACGCCAAAGACGUGUUUUUCGAAUGUCCGUUAUAAUCAUCCUCUCUUUUCUUGUAUGCUGGGCACCUCUCUCCAUCAUGCCCCUUCUCAUGCUGGCAAUCGGGCCCUCUGAUUGGCUAGAACGCCUGAGACUCUGCUUCCUGGUCCUUGCUUAUUGGACUGUUGUACUACAUCCAUUGCUAUAUGCUUUCACUCGGCAAAAAUUGCGCAAAGUUCUGCAUACUCGCCUGCGUAGAUUUCGUCCGCAGAGCACACAGACUUGUAUUCGUACUAACACCAGGAUCCGCCGCAAGCUCAGGACGGAUUGCAGUGAUGCUACUGACCACUGCCUGACAGAGGCUGUUAGAGAGUGAUGUCGAGGUCUUGCGUGUCUGUGACUAAUGGCUGUAGGUAAGAGUGCUAAAACGUGUGCAGGAAACAGGGGCGUAGCAAAGAACAUGUUCCCACCCACACACUUUUAAAACUUUUUAAGUUUGUCUACUCAAGUUUUUAAAAAUAAUUAUAACAUUAUAAAAGUUUUAGUUUUCCUGCAAAGAAAAAAAUUGUUGGCAGCCACACAAAAUAACGACUUUAAAAUCAAACAGAAACCGUCAACAUGUUAAAUCACCAGUAAACCUAUAUGCAACUAAUGGGUAACGUCAUAAACGUUACUUCACCUGAUUUAUUUUCAUGAGUCAAGUUGAUAAGAUUUAUAAUGAGCUUGUUUACAUGCACAAUUGUACACUGAUUAUGCUUAAUCUGCCGACCAUGUGUUUGGUCAUGAAAAUGCCUGAAACGAUUGUCUUUUAUUGGGUAAGUUCAUAAAUGCUUUAAGAAAUAAUGACACAGGUAGAUUUUUGACCAUAUCUCUGAUUUUGCAUUGUCACAUUUUUUAAAUAAGUUGAUUUUUGACAGUAAUCAGCAUACUGGUGUGUACAAUGUAACACCCCCCAUUUUCCUAUUGUUCCUACGCUCUUGACAGGAAACCAAUAAUGUGUUACAUGUGUUAGAUGAAAUGUGUGACAUGCUCCCAUCAAUAGAGGAAAUUAAAAGACAUCAGUAGGUCUCCAUUGUCCACGAGUGUGUUGUGUCAUUGACAAAUAAUCAGCACAGGGUUUCUAAAGGACACUGAACUCUGUGGUCAGCAUGGCACUGUUUAAUUAAUCUGUAGAGCACAAAUAUUCCCAUGGUGCUAGGAAAAGAUAGAGAGACUGAGAGAGUGUAACUACAUAUGUGAGUUUGCAAGAGGUCAUGUGCAAUAAAUUCAAAAUCCAGGUAAUGCAUUGCAUGAUUUCCAUAUAAAUUAAUACAAAUUUAUUGGCAUUCGUUGUGUGGUGUAAAACGUAGCACUCUGU
This is a messenger RNA of Xyrauchen texanus (razorback sucker), 2777 nucleotides long. Its product is annotated as G-protein coupled receptor 22-like. The transcript has 2 exons. The record is from RefSeq and is a predicted model, not a curated record. Gene Ontology annotation, cellular component: membrane. Gene Ontology annotation, biological process: G protein-coupled receptor signaling pathway. Gene Ontology annotation, molecular function: peptide binding; G protein-coupled receptor activity. Bases 258 to 1796 code for a protein of 512 amino acids. Lineage: Eukaryota; Metazoa; Chordata; Actinopteri; Cypriniformes; Catostomidae.